CCGUUCAGAAAUCGUCUGACGGGUUUCUGAGCGUGUACAUGUGUGAAUCACCAUGAUCUGACUAAGGUAGAAAUACCAGCAGGACCACAGAGAAUCAUCACGCACACGGGAGGAUGGCGGAGAUGGAGGUUACCGCGACAACGGGAGGUGAGAAGCGGCCGGCCCUGCGGACUCCGUCGGGCAGCCGGGAACGCCCACACUCCGUCCCCAGCCUCGAUCUGGACCGCUGUCUGCAGAUGUUACGCCAGGCGCGCUCCGACAGCGAACAGUUCGCCGCUCUGCUGCUGGUAACCAAGAUGGUUCAGGCCCAGCAAACAGACGCCUCAACUAGGAGGAGAAUCUUUGAUGCAGUCGGCUUCACUUUCCCCAACAGGCUUCUUAAGUCAGCGGGGGGACCAGAAGGUGACAUCUACCGAGCACUGGGGGUCACCAUCUUCUCCUGCUUCUGUACAGACUCUGAACUGGUUCUUCAUCAUCAUGUGACCUCAAAAAUCCCACUUUUCAACGACAUCAUUGUCGAACCUCCGGGGUGAGUAUUCAGAAUAAAGG
Molecule: messenger RNA, 549 nt
Organism: Branchiostoma floridae (Florida lancelet)
Lineage: Eukaryota; Metazoa; Chordata; Leptocardii; Amphioxiformes; Branchiostomatidae
Product: neurochondrin-like
Exons: 6
Coding region: 114-533 (139 amino acids)
Biological process (GO): regulation of neuronal synaptic plasticity; neuron projection development
Cellular component (GO): dendrite
Source: RefSeq, a predicted model, not a curated record